AUUUGUUUCUCCUUCUCCAAUCCCACCGAAAACACGCAAUAAAGUCGAUUUUUUACAUUCAAAAUAUAGUCUUUGUCAUGCUGGUUUUUGAUCUAUUACUAUUCAAGACAUAUCUUUUAUAGGACUACGGCAUGUUGGUCUUUCUGUUCCCUCAAGAAACAGUCUUCCUUCUGCUUCUCUCACCCAGGCCCCCGUGAUAUAUGUGUGUGUGUGUGUGUGUGUGUGUGUCGAUUAUAUUUUGCUAUUGUUAGUCGUGAAGGCGCUGUAUCAAAGCGUUAGAUUCAUCGCUUCUUGUUGUUUGGUUAUUGGUGGGAGGCUCUGGGAAUGUCGCAGAAGAGGCAGCAACAAGAGGAGGGCACUCCUCCUCUUGAUGAUAAGCGUUCGAGGAAAUCUCCUUGUUUUAGUAGUACAGUGCUGGAUGUGAUGACCCUGCAGAGAUUACAAAAUCUCGUAAACCCAGUUUUGGAGCCUCUGAUUCGUCGAGUUGUCAAGGAGGAAAUGGACUCGGCGUUAAGAAAAUAUAUAAUCAGUAUGAAACGGAAUUGUGGGAAAGAUAUACAACCUCCUGAGUCGAGGAGUUUAAAGUUACAAUUUUCAAAUGCUAUAUCACUUCCAGUGUUUACUGGAACUCGUAUUGAAGGAGAAGGUUGCACCAGUAUGGAAGUUGCUUUAGUUGAUAUACCUACCGGGCAAGUUGUUUCUAGUGGUCUUGGAUCCUCUUGCAAGGUGGAAAUUCUAGUUCUUGAAGGAGAUUUUGAUGUUGAUGACAGAGAUAAUUGGACACUUGAAGAGUUCAGGAAUAAUAUAGUGAGAGAGCGGGAAGGAAAGAAGCCUCUUCUAACUGGGAAUGUGAUCUUCAUUCUUAAAGAUGGAAAGGGAUUGGUGGGUGAUGUUUCAUUUACGGAUAACUCAAGCUGGACAAGAAGCCGUACAUUCAGGCUGGGGGCUCGGUUGAUUGAUGAUGUUGGUGGCAUCAGAAUAAGAGAGGCGAGAUCAGAACCCUUUGUUGUCAGAGAUCAUCGUGGAGAGUUAUACAAGAAGCACCACCCUCCAUCUCUUUCUGAUGAAGUUUGGCGGCUAGAAAAAAUUGGCAAAGAUGGAGCUUUUCACAGACGUCUUAGUAGAGAAGGAGUUAACACCGUGCAAGACUUCCUGGUUUUACUCUCUUUAGACCCCACGAAGCUUCGAAAUAUCCUUGGGACCGGUAUGUCUGCUAAAAAGUGGAAAACCACAAUGGAGCAUGCUCAGACAUGCGUUCUUGACAAAACAUUAUACUUGUACAACUCUCCUACAUCUCUGCAAAAGAACAGCGUUGUCUUUAAUGUCAUCGGACAAGUGACAGGAAUGUUCUCGAACAGCCAGUAUGUGCCCACGGAUAAGCUGUCAGAAGAAGAAAAGGUGAAUGCUCAAGAGUUGGUUAUCUCUGCAUUCGGAGAUCGUGAGAAAAUUGUCACAUUAGCCGAGUCGUCCUUAAAUAUGCCUACCUCAUCAUGCUCACCCGAUGCUCAAAUGUCCUCAAACUUGCUACCAGAGGGUAGUUGCCAUCAAGAUUCAACUUCUCAAUCCAGUUACUUGCAACAAGAUCCUUCUUCUCUCGAUUUUAUGCCGUCCUUUAGAGACUCGACUAGCUUUGAUUAUUACUUGCACGGGGAUGACGCAAUGGAGAUCAGGUACGACCAACCUCUGAGUUUCCCUUGUCAAGUAGCAGACAGCUUCAUCUCCGACCCUGAACCCAUGGGUCAAUCAUUCUGUGAUACCGAGCAUUUUAGUUACUUUGAGGAAGAUUUUCCAUUGCAGAGUUCCAAUUUGGAACUACCAGCUGAUUUACAUAGCGCCAUUGAUGCUCUUAUCCCGCGAUCGGUUGUUCACAUCGACAGAGCUCAGAGAUGGUGGAAUGUCUUAUUCUGUGUGUUAAGAUGGCUCUUCUCCAUAAAAAGAAUCAUUGCAAGAAAAACUCGAGUUAGAGCAAGACCUCCACCACGCGAUGUUGUUAGUACAUGUGUUUCUUGAAACAGUUAACGUCACCGAUGUGGUACUAGUACUAGUUGAUGUGCUCUGCCCGGCUAGACGUUGUGUGCAGUUUAUCUGGCAAUAAGAGUGUAGGAAUUUCUUGGAGAUGUCUAUACAGAUGUUCGAUUAAAUCGUCCUCCGGUGCCUUCAGGUGAUUGAAGGUGAAAAUUCUUCUACUUGAAGCUGUGACUGAUAACAGUUAAGGCAGCCCUGGUCUAGUUUUGGGGGGUUUUCGAUCCUUUAAAAUAAACGUUUAUCAGUUUGAUGUUAAAAUAUAAUUAAUUAUUG
Molecule: messenger RNA, 2298 nt
Organism: Sesamum indicum (sesame)
Lineage: Eukaryota; Viridiplantae; Streptophyta; Magnoliopsida; Lamiales; Pedaliaceae
Product: calmodulin-binding protein 60 A
Biological process (GO): regulation of salicylic acid biosynthetic process
Cellular component (GO): nucleus
Molecular function (GO): calmodulin binding; DNA-binding transcription factor activity; sequence-specific DNA binding
Source: RefSeq, a predicted model, not a curated record